Mangifera indica (mango) is the source of this 2056-nucleotide messenger RNA. RefSeq names its product UDP-glycosyltransferase 92A1-like. NCBI's taxonomy places the organism in Eukaryota, Viridiplantae, Streptophyta, Magnoliopsida, Sapindales, Anacardiaceae. The record is from RefSeq and is a predicted model, not a curated record. The transcript has a single exon. Gene Ontology annotation, molecular function: UDP-glycosyltransferase activity. Bases 78 to 1739 code for a protein of 553 amino acids.
AUGAUAUGUGAGCCCAGUUGGCCACAUCAAGAUUGGCCCGACUUGAACACUGCAACCUCUGAUCAGAGAGUAAUAGUAUGAGCGGCAAAACCAAUAAUUUGGAGUUUGACUACCUAGUAUGGAGGUCUUUUCCAACAACGCAACCCACCAAAAGUGCCACUUUAUCCUCUGCUCGGGCUUCACAGUUGUUCAUUAAGCUUAUUAUACUCCUCUCAUCCAUCAGUUUAUCCUCUUUGAUCUUCAACUCAACUAUGUCGCAAACAAAAGAGAUGAUGGUAAUGUUUCCUUUCAUGGCACAGGGCCAUAUAAACCCUUUCCUAGCUUUAGCCCUUCGGAUAGAGAAAACAAACAAAUACACCGUAGCUUUUGUUAACACACCUCUAAAUAUCAAAGAACUCAGAUCAUCUAUCCCUUCUAACUCCUCCAUUCUUCUCCUUGAACUCCCUUUUAAUAGCUCAGAUUAUGGCCUUCCUCCUAAUUCCGAAAACAUGAAUUCUGUUCCUUCUCAUCUUAUUCUUAAUCUCUUUCAGGCUUCUUUGUCAUUGAAACCCGAUUUCAGGAAACUUAUCUCGAAUAUUAUCCAUCAGCAAAAUGGACAAAUACCAGUUUGUAUCAUCUCAGACAUGUUCUUAGGAUGGUGUGAAGAGAUAGCACAAGAGUUUGGUGUCUUUCAUGCUAUAUUUAUUACUGGUGGUGGUUUUGGCUAUGCUUGUUUCUACUCCCUGUGGCUAAACUUACCUCAUCGGAAUACGGAUUCGGAAGAGUUUGCAUUGCCUGAUUUUCCUGAAGCUCCUAGAUUUCAUGUUACACAAAUGAUGGAUGUUUUAAGAUAUGCGGAUGGUAGUGAUUCACAUUCAAGCUUUACAAGAAAGGCACUUUCUCAAUGGAGUAAAGCUGAUGGAAUAUUGUUCAACACAGUAGAGGGGAUUGACAGGCUUGGACUUACGUAUUUUAGGAGAAAGUUUGGUCGACAGGUUUGGUCAGUUGGCCCCCUCCUUUUGACUCCUGGAAGCCAAGCCCAAAGCAAAAGAGAUUUUGGAAUCUCCGAAGAGGAGUGUAAAAAUUGGCUUGACAAGAAACCUGAGUGUUCAGUUCUCUAUGUUUCAUUUGGUUCACAGAACAACACAAUUUCUCCAUCACAAAUGAUGCAACUGGCAAUGGCUUUAGAGGCUAGUGGGAAGAAUUUCAUAUGGGUUGUUAGGCCACCGUUAGGGUUUGACAUAAACUCUGAAUUUAGAGCAAAUGAGUGGUUGCCUGAAGGAUUCGAAGAAAGAAUCAGAGGCUUAGGACGUGGGCUCUUAGUGCAAAAAUGGGCACCCCAGGUGGAGAUUUUAUGUCAUAAAUCUGUAUCAGUAUUUUUGAGUCAUUGUGGAUGGAACUCUGUGCUUGAAUCACUGAGCCAUGGUGUGCCGAUGAUUGGGUGGCCGAUGGCAGCAGAGCAGUUUUAUAAUGUAAAAUUGUUGGAAGACAUGAUUGGAGUUUGUGUGGAGGUUGCUAGAGGGAAGAGUUGUGAGGUUUUUCAUGAAGAUAUAGUGGCAAAAAUUAAGUUGGUGAUGAAUGAAAGUGAGAAAGGAAAGGAAAUGAGAGAGAAAACACUGCAAGUUAAGGAGAUAAUCAACAAUGCUAUCAAAGACGAGGAAAAUUCUAAAGGGGUUUCUAUGGAAGCCAUGGAUCAAUUUUUAAAAGCGGCAUUGAAUAUGAAGCUCAGGGGAGAAAGCAAAAGGGAAAUUCAACAAUGAGGUUUGAGUCUGUCAGAAAAAUAAGAUUAGCACAUUUGUGUUGUGAUUUUUCCUUUUUUUUUUUUUCCAAAAAUUGAAGAAAAGAAAUGAUACGGUGUGGCCUUUGAACCGAAGAAAUGUUUGCAGAUUGGGUUGGGGUGAAGUGAAGAAAUGUUUAAUUCAAACUCAAUAGGCACAAGCAACUUAUUCAGUCAGAUUAAACACCAAUAAAGAGCAAAUAAGGAUGUAAUUGCAGCAAGCAUGAAACAAAUUGAAGACCACAAUCUAAAAGACUCGAUGUUGGUAAUGGUACCUUGGCAGCCAAAACCAGAGUCUAU